CCUUCACCAUCUCCAAGACAUGAGCUUUGGUUCGAUGGGAGCCUCUAGUUUGUCUUGGUCCCCAAGCCCAAUAAACUCCACUACCACCACCACCGCCACCGCCGCUGUUUCUUCUGAAUGGACCAUGAGGAACUUCUCGACGGACUUCGAUCGUCCAAUACAAUUCCAAAGCCACGAAGAAGAGCAGAAACAAGAUGUACAACCGGAAGGAGGAGGAGGAGGAGAAGAAGAAGGAGAAGAAAAAGCUCGCUAUGAAUGGGACUUCAAUCUCGUCACCGUCGUCUCUUCCAGCACAGUUGGAGCGAUAUCCGAUACUCUGGGCGUGAUCGAGUUCGAUCCUUCUGAUUACCUUUUAGCAACAGGAGGAAUCGCCAGAAAAAUCCGGGUUUAUAGUUUUGGUUCUUUGUUACCACAUGAAUCUAGCCACGAUACGCAGGACACCACCUACCUAGACCACACCCGUGCAUGUGACUACUACAUAUGCACCCCGGCGAAGCUCAGCAGUCUCCGGUGGAAGCCCAACACUGGAAGUCGUGUGUUGGGGUCGGGAGACUACGAUGGGGUUGUCACGGAGUAUGAUCUCGAGCGUCGGGUGCCCAUAUUCGAGCGUGACGAACACGGCGGGCGGCGCGUCUGGAGCGUAGAUUACUCACAUUGGGUCCCUGUCCUUGGGGCAUCGGGGUCCGACGACGGGAGCGUACAAAUGUGGGACACCCGUUGUGGUGGUGGAAUGUGCGUGUCUGCAGCACAACCAAGCGCAUCGCGAAGCUCCGUGUGUUGCGUGGAAUUUGACCCGAAUGGUGGGUCCUUGUUUGCCGUGGGGUGCGCAGAUCGGAGGGCGUACGCCUACGAUGUCCGGAAAAUGUCAGCUCCGGUCCUGGUUUUUCAUGGUCACCGAAGGACUGUGACUUAUGUACGUUUCCUCGAGGAGAGCAUGAUCGUUACGGCAGGAACCGACGGGUGCCUGAAGCUCUGGGACAUGGGUGAUGCCCGCGCAAUUCGCACGUACGAGGGUCAUCUGAACAGUCGGAGCUUUGUUGGGCUAUCGGUCUGGAGGAACGGGGGACUGCUUGGAUGCGGGUCGGAGAGCAACGAGGUGUUUGUGUAUGAUAAGAGGUGGCGUGAUCCCAUAUGGGUCCGGGGAUUUGGAUCCAUUUCUCAUGAUAAUGGGUUCGUCAGUAGCGUAUGCUGGAGGCAGGUCGGAGAGAAUGAAGCUACGCUUCUGGCCGGGGGACCUGACGGCGUCCUACAGGUUUUUGUGGGCAAAAGAAAGUCACCUUCGUUUGGUGGUUUCGCCCAUUCUCCUACAAUUUGAUUUCAGUUGCUUCCUUUUAAUUCCUUCUCAUCUUUCUUUUCUUUUUUUUUU
This is a messenger RNA of Nelumbo nucifera (sacred lotus), 1366 nucleotides long. Lineage: Eukaryota; Viridiplantae; Streptophyta; Magnoliopsida; Proteales; Nelumbonaceae. The record is from RefSeq and is a predicted model, not a curated record.